AUGCGUCGAGUUCGUCAGUUCCAAGUUGCACCUACCCACGUCAAGCUGGUCCUUCUUCGUGCGCUCUCGGCCACACAUGAAGAAGGCUGCUGUCAUGGCGAACUUGACCACACCUAUGCCGAACUCCAGAGAAUCGAAAAAGAAACAAACCAAAAGGCGGAUGCUCUCAUCAUAUGCGGAGAUUUUCAGGCCAUUCGCAAUCAAGCAGAUCUCCUCUGCAUGGCCGUCCCUCCCAAGUAUCGUCAGCUAGGACAGUUUCACAAAUACUAUACAGGAGAGAAGACGGCCCCCGUGCUCACACUCGUAGUGGGAGGAAACCACGAAGCCUCCAACUACAUGUGGGAGCUCUAUCACGGUGGAUGGCUUGCGCCGAAUAUCUACUAUCUUGGAGGAUCAAACUGUGUCCGUCUCAAUGGUGUACGCAUUGCUGGUUUCUCUGGGAUUUACAACUCGCACCACUACCAUCUUGGUCAUUUCGAGCGUAUUCCAUAUGAUAAUUCCACCCUUCGCUCCGUAUACCACGUUCGUGCUCACGAUGUGUGCAAGCUAUCCCUCCUCACGCCUGAUGUGGGUAUUUGCAUCUCGCACGACUGGCCAGAAGGCAUCUAUGAGCAUGGGGACGUCAAAAAACUCAUAGCCCAGAAGCCCUUCUUCAAAGCGGACAUUCAGAAACACGAACUCGGCAAUCCGUACGGUAUGGAGCUCUUAAAGAGCCUGAAGCCGCAAUGGUGGUUAUCUGCACAUCUCCACGUUCGAUUCGCCGCAGAGGUCGACCACACGGGCGCUGGUGUGACUGGAUGGGCUACACCCUCCAAACUUGGCCACUCUUCAAAAUCCGCCGGGCAGGGACGUCGGCAGCUCAACAAUGACGAGAUCAUAAUGGACGAGGAUGAUCAAGGAAUGGAACAAGGGACAUCAGCGCAAACCAAGUCAACAAAUACAGAUGAGAUUGUCAUGGAUGAUGAAGAUGAGCCCACGCCUGUUGGUCCUGCAGAUGAACCUUCUUCAACAAGUGAUUUGAAGCAGCCUGCUGUCUCACCAUCUUCGCCAAACGCCCUCACCACGACCAAAUUCCUAGCUCUUGAUAAAUGUGUGCCAAAGCGGAAGUUUCUCGAGAUCAUCGACGUCCCGACACCAGAUUCCUCCUCAUCCGAUACACCCCCCAAACUUACAUUUGAUUCAGAAUGGCUAGCGAUAAGCCGAGCCAUGCAUCCACUUCUUUCCCUAGACCGCCGCUCUGCGGUUCAGCCUCGAUUGAGCCUUGCAAAAGGUUGGGUCGAGCGUGAACUGGAAUGGGUUCAGGAUAUGCUCUCUCAACGGCUCAAGUUGACGCAUUCUGACAACGGUUCCCCGUCUGCAUCAGCUGCUGUUCCGUCGUCAUUGUCUCCAGCCUCAAGAGGGCCGCUGCACUUGGAAAUUAUGAGUGUUCAGCAGUUUGUGAUGACCGCGCCUGGGCCAGGAAAGGACGUCAACCCUCGACAGCAACCACAAUGGUAUACGAAUCCACAGACAGAGGCUUUUUGCACGUUGAUUGGCGUGGACAACAAGGUCAACCCACCGCCCACGGCCUCGAAUAAUAGACGAUGA
Messenger RNA from Serendipita indica DSM 11827, 1587 nucleotides. Lineage: Eukaryota; Fungi; Basidiomycota; Agaricomycetes; Sebacinales; Serendipitaceae. The record is from the annotation of a GenBank genome assembly.